This is a messenger RNA of Haliotis rufescens (red abalone), 2169 nucleotides long. Its product is annotated as probable cinnamyl alcohol dehydrogenase 3. The record is from RefSeq and is a predicted model, not a curated record. Bases 166 to 1278 code for a protein of 370 amino acids. The transcript has 7 exons. Gene Ontology annotation, molecular function: oxidoreductase activity. Lineage: Eukaryota; Metazoa; Mollusca; Gastropoda; Lepetellida; Haliotidae.
CACCGUUCACGUGGACAGAGGGUGAUUCCCGCAUUGCCUAUAUAGCUUGCCGAUAACCGCAUUUCGUACAUUACCACAGGACACUCAGAAGAGAGAACACGGACUGUGAACAUUGGAUGUUACAAUUUGGAGGAUUUACUUUACGUGCUUAAAAGAUAUAUCAAGAUGUUGGACAACGAACUCAACAGAAACGAAGUGCAAGUGAUCAAGAGGGAGAACAUGUCCCAGCAACUGGGAAUGUCGUCUCAGAUGGGAGGCCCGUUCGCCGAAGUAUCGUCAACAAUGGCCGUCCCCGAAACGCCGAAAGGUGGCGUUCUGGUCAAGGUGUGCUAUGCGGGUGCGUGUUAUAACGAGGGCCACAUGAAGAAACGGGGAAUCCGCCCACGCUUUCCAGGUAUUAGAGACACUUCACUAUAUCCAGGGUAUGAAAUCGCCGGUGUUAUUCACGAUGUCUGCAACACAAUCCCCAACUGCAACUACACUCCCGGCGACAAAGUGAUCUUAUUUCCUGAAGAAAGUGUGGCUAGUUCAGGGUACGCAGAGUAUAUUCCCGUUCAAGACUCCGGAUGCAUUCUUCAGCUACCUCAGAACAUGGGCUUGGAUGUGGCAGCCAUGUUGCCGGGCGGGGCUCUCACAGCUUAUGCAGCCGUCACAAACGCCAAACCUCACGUUGAAAAACUCCAGAAAGUGAAAUCCUGCGUCAAUGUCCUGAUAGUUGGAGCCGGUGGACUAGGACUCUGGUCAUUGCGCAUUGCCCAAUACAUUAUGGGACCCAACUGCUCGAACGUGAAGCUGUUUGUGGCUGACAACAGCAUUGAUAAACUUCUCACAGCUCAGGACCACGAAUGUUAUGACAUUAUUCACUGGAAUGAGGAAGAUCAUGAAGAAUACAUCGUUGAGAGAACUCUUGAUGCCUGCAGGGGUGGCGUCGACAUCAUCAUCGACUUUGUCAGCUCCCCAAGAACCAUGAGCAGAUCCCUUAAAGUUCUCAAUCGGGAGGGUCUUAUACUCGUCGGCGGCAACAGCAUGACCGAAGUUAGCAUCAGUCUCAACACCCUCGCUGCCAAGCAGCAGAGCAUUGUCGGCAUCCCCAAAGGAAACCUCAACCAGCUGCAAGAACUCGUUGAUGCUGUGUCGCAGGGAAAUCUCCGUGCUCCCCUGUACAAUAUUUUCAACGUUGAAGAUGCCAACCAGGUGUAUGAAGAUUUGAGCGAGUGUCGAAUCACCGGCCGAGCAAUCUUCAAGUUCGCUAACACCACGUCCAACCUGGACAACUGACUUUGAGGACCAGACCUUACUCUGUGCUACAAUACUUUCAAUAGAGUCCAUGGUGACCUUGAUCACGUCGCCAGGAACUUUGAUGGUGCUGCGCCAAGAUGGCACGUGACUUCAGGAAUGUGUGUUGCGAGCAGCGAUUGUUGCCACCGACGCGGGUAGCAAUAUCUGUUGCCAUGGCAACGAACGUACCACGGUUUCUGACACUUCCUAAGAGUGGUGCAAGGUUGUUGGAACCUUGAUCGAAGUCUUUCAAGAACUGGAUUGCCCACGAUGAAAGUUCCUUUUGAAGAUCUGAUGUUACUAGUCUUGCUCGAUGAUCAAAUAUUGGAGUAGGAUGCCACCCCUGUCUAGCUCACUAAGUCACUAAGUAGAUGCAGAUACUGUGAACAUGAGCAUCCUCUUCCAGGAUGAGGAUAUCGGCAUUUGAUACAAUGAUUGAAGACUACCCGGUAUCUAACUGGGUAGAUGUGUAGCAAACUAGUGCUUGUUAUCAACGGGAGAAAAGGACUUGUAACAAUCGCAAUUGUAUGAAGUGCUUAACUUAUGUGAUGUGCCCCUAGUGCUUGGUCGAUCCGUCGGCCGUUUACUUACACGUAGUGCGUGAAAGGGGACGUAACUCUUUACUCAACUGACUGGAACUGAUUGUUCCGUUACUGUGAUGUUGACAUAAACACUUACUGAAUGGCAUUUUGUUGUUAUUGGUGUACAGAUUUGUACACGAGUUCAGUCGUGUUCAGAAUGGAUGAUACUUUGUUCAUAGUGCAGAUUUUGUAUGUAUAUUUAUGUAAAUAUUGUAUGAGUGAAAGAGCAGGUGUGCCCGGUGUUUUGUAUAAAGUCUGAAAGCAAAGAAAAGUUUGAAAAAUCCUAAAAUAAAAAAUAUUAAAGAAUUAA